Paramuricea clavata is the source of this 1500-nucleotide messenger RNA. NCBI's taxonomy places the organism in Eukaryota, Metazoa, Cnidaria, Anthozoa, Malacalcyonacea, Plexauridae. The record is from the annotation of a GenBank genome assembly.
AUGCGUCAACGAGAAGACCAAGUUUUUGCUCAGGUACUCAUCAAUGUAAGAAUAGCCAACUAUUCAGAAGAAGAUAUUGCCUUGCUGAAAUCUAGAGAGAUUUCCAAAUCCGACGUUUCAUACCCAACAGAGUCGCGGUAUGUAUUUAAAACAAACAAAGACGUGGUCAAAUACAACUCCGGUCAUUUACGAAAACUUACAGCUCGACUAUUUCAUAUAAAGGCUAUCUAUAAGAAGAAGGAUGUUAACACUGGUCUGAUUGACGUUGUAAUUUCUACUAAGCCAUCUGAAACAGGUGGAUUACGCGAGGUUGUGUCGGUAGCCGUCGGAGCGAGAAUCAUGCUGAUUGUAAAUAUCGAUGUUUCUCAUGGGUUAGCAAACGGAGUUUGUGGUUCUGUGGUGGGUAUUGACAGCACAGACGACAAUGUUCAUGCCAUUCUAGUCCAAUUUGACAGUAGACGAGUUGGCGUCAAGGCGAUUGCUGAAAGUCAUCAAUACAGACAAACCUAUCUCACCGCUGUUCCAAUCAAACGACAAGAUGUGCAAUUUUACACAGGAAGAGGGAGACGCUCGGUACAAGCUAUACGUACACAAUUCCCACUGACUCUUGCAUGGGCGUGCACCAUUCACAAAGUUCAAGGUAAGACUUUGGAUUCAAUUGUCGUUUCAAUGAAAGGAAGGGGUCGCUUUAUGCCUGGUCAAGCUUACGUUGCUGUAAGUCGAGUAAAGACCGAACAAUGCCUACAUCUUUUAGGAUAUGAUAUGCCACGGCAUUCCGAGUUAAUCCUUCAGCACAGACAGAAAUGGCCCGUCUCUAACAGGACCCAAUACCACCAAUUCAACCACUUACCGAGUUCCCUCAUGAUGAAUGGUUAACAAUUCGACUCCUCAAUAUCAGAUCUUAUUUGGAGCAUCUACAAGACCUGAAAAUUGAUCACAUUCUAAAUCCCACCGACGUUUUUUUGCUUUACUGAGACAUUCUUAAAAGAAGGACAACUUUUGCGGGAAAAUGAACAGAUCCUACCAGAAACCAGAUGUUUCAGAGCAGACAGACCUUCGUUACUGGGAAGAGGAGGUGGAUUGAUGACAUUUGCCUCAACAGAACUCUCACCAUUGCGCUACAAUUUAGAAAUCCAAGGUCUGGAAUACUUUGCACUAGCUGUCACUAAAGAUACAACCCAGGUUAAUAUUGUAUCCAUCUACAGACCACCAUCCAUGAUUCCUUCAACAUUCAAUGAAAAGUUCCACAAUCUUGUCAACCAACUCCGAAGAAACAUACUGACAAUUAUUCUGGGAGAUUUUAAUAUUGAUCUUCUCCAAUUUCCAAACCACGAUAUUGUCCAGUAUAUGAACCAGUUGGGAUUCUACCAAUUUGUUAAGGUACCUACAACAGACUAUGGUCCAAUUUUAGAUCACGUGUAUAUCAACAGCAAUGACCUAGUGGUUGUCGAAAUUGUAGAUACCUACCAUUCAGAUCAUGAUUACUGUCUAUUUCUUUGA